GCUCUCUCAAUAAGAGCGGCAUCGGGCCACCAGGCAAAGCCGAAAAAAAUUCACUCGCGGGGGAGCAUAAAGGCAAAAAGAAGCAGUAGCACCGCAGCAGCCGCAGUCGCAGCGGAAUCAAAAGCAGCGCAGCCGCCGCUAAUUGUCGCGUCGCCGUCGUCGUAGUUGUUGUUGCUGUUCCCAGUGUUCGUGCGCUGCGUCGCAAAAAAGAAUCAUUUUCCCCCAAAGGAAAAUUCGAAAAGAGAAACAAAAAGUUAAUUUUUUUCCACAAGUUUUCACGGUAGAAUCAAUUGCACAAAAAAGUGGAGAACAAGGAAAGGAGAAGCAGAAGCAGCAGCAGAAGGAAUAAGCAACAAUAAAAACGAGAGGAAAUCAAUAAUAAUAAUAACAAUAAAGCAGUAAAUAACAGAAGAAAGGAGAAGCAGAAGUGGGAGCCGUAGCGCAGCGGCCGGACCUGUGCCUGUGUGAGUGCAUGUGCCGCGUGUGUGCGUGCAUGUAGCAUGUAGUGUAGUAUUGUUGUAGCAAACAAAACGAAAGGCGGCCAACAACAAUAUACAACAAGAAAACAUAAUGAAAGCAAAUGAGCGAAAUCAAGCAGCAGAAGCAGCAGCAGCAGCAACCGCGUCCAACAUCGACGACGACGUAGCAGCCGCCGAUGCCGCCGACGCACGGGAAGCACCGAAAACCGCAUGACAAGGAAAUGGAAAAUUUUGUUAAAAAUUCUUUGGAAAAGCGAACCAAAAACGCGAAUCAAAAAUUAACAAGAAUUCAAAGUAAAUCACAGAAACAGAGCAACUAAGAAGGAAGCACCAGCCAGGUGCCGCACCAGUAACAACAAAGAAGAAGCAGCUAAAGGAACUAAAGAAGAGGAAGAAGAAGAAUAAGAAACAGCAGUAGAGCAUCCGAAAUAAAGCAGUGCAGCUAACGGAGUGAGAAAUACAAAGCAGUGCAUGAAUAGGAAUAUAAGAAAAGGUGCAGGAAGAGGUGCAGUGCAAGAAGCAGUGGAGCUAGGAAGAAGAAGCAGGAGAACCGGCAGUUUGCGCCCCCGCCCUCCACCCUCACCCACACCCACAUCAACACCCUCUCAAACACACACUCUUAUCACCGAACAACCAGCAGCUCCAUCUCCACCUCCACCCACUCUCAUAGCAGGAGGACUGGGGGAUAAUACCAUGGCAAGCAGUGCAACAAAUGCAGCAAGCAUCAUACGCACAAACACCAACAGCAGUAUCACUGCUCUGCCAUCACUAUUCUCCUCUGCCUCCGCCGCAGCCGCUGCCGCUGCAGCAGCCACCUCAAAGGACAUGGACGGACUGAUUGCCAUAAAUGAUAGCGCAUUAUCGCAACAAAUCGAAUUUAUACUACAAGAUGCUCCCAUGGAGCAGGAUGAUGACCAUCAACAGCACCACCACCACCACCGGCACCACCAUCACCACCACCAUCAGCAGCAGCAGCAGCAUCAGCACCACCAGCCGUCGCAGCAGCAGCAGCAGACGCAGCAGCACCACCACCAGCCGCAGCAGCAACAGCCGCAUCUGCAACCACAUCAUCAGCUGGUAGUAGGAGCUGGAAGUGGAACAGCGGCGAAGCUCGAGAAUAACCACCCACCGACAACAACAACCGCUGCAGCAACCGCAACGGCGACCAACAGCGCUUCCGUUUCCACCUACACCACCACCAGCAACAGCAGCAACAACAACAAUCACCUGGAGGAGCAUCACCACCUGAUGAUCCAACAGCAGCAACAGCAUCUGCUAAAUGGCCGGCGCGUUAUCAUCCAGUCGACCGGUAACAGCAGCAUGGCAACAGUACUGGCCGCCAGCGACAUCAAGGAGGAGGAGCUGGACGAGGAGGAAGAGGAUCCCGAGCUGAACGAUGAGAAUCUUCAGGAUAUCGAGGAGGAGGCCCAGGCGGCCGAAGCCGACGAGGAACCAGAGACGACCGCGCAGCAGCAUCCGCACCUUCAGACUCGCGUCAAGAUCGAGGUGGAGGACGACGAUAUGCCCGAAGACGAUGACGAUGAGGAGGAGGACGAAGAUGAGAACAUGUCGGUAGCCCAUCUCCAGCGGCAGCAACAGGCCCAGGCUCAAGCCCAAGCACGAGCCCAAGCUCAGGCCCAGGUCCAGGCCCAAUUGGAAUAUCAACUGCAAACGACGCAAGCGGGCGGGGCAGGCGCCCAGCAGUUGGUGCAGCUGCCCGCCGGGGGUCUAAUGAGCGCCUCGAGUACCCGCACUAUGACUGUGCCCGUCACUGAGGCGGCACUCGUCCAGCUGCAGCGCCGUCCCGUGUAUAUCAGCAAUGCUGUCGGCGGUCUGUCCGCCGGCACCACCUAUGUACGAAUGCCAGGAGCGGCCGUGAUCAGCCGGAGUCCGAUGACGGUGCUGAAUGUGGUGCAACAGGCGGCGGCCCUACCCGCCACCCAAUUGAUCCUGCAGGCCCAGAGCCCAACGCCUCAACAACAGCAGCCCCCACCCGAACAGCAGCAGCAGCAACAACAGCAGCAGCAGCAGCAGAUGGCCAUAAACCAACAGCAGCAGCAGGCACAAUUGCAAUCACAGCAGCCGCAGCCGCACCAGCAGCCGCAGUCGCAACAGCAGCCGCAGCAGCCUCAGCAGCCUCAGCAGCCGCAGCAGCAGCCACAGCUAUCAUCCCAUCCCGUGAAGCAUCAACAACCAUCGCCAGCAUCCAGCUCUUCCCCAUGCAGCAGUAGCGGUAGCAGUGGGGCCAGCAGCACGGGGGCCACCGCCAGCUCAUCGAGCAGCUACCAGUGCAUGGAGUGUGUGGAGAAGUUCGAGUCGAAGGAGCUGUUCGACAUCCAUCGCAGCGGGCACGCCAACAACAUGAAGUGCGCCAUCUGCAACAUGGUACUGAAGUCGCUCAAGAACUACGAGAAGCAUUGCCUGCGAUGCAAGCCGUACGAAUGCCAGAUCUGCGGCCGGGUGGUACGCUUCCGGCCGAACUUCAUCAAGCAUAUGCGGGUGCACACGGGCCAGCAGUCGGAGCGGCACAAGUACAAGUGCGAGGUGUGCCACAAGGAGUUCAUGAGCUUCGAGUACUUCAAGGUGCACAAGAAGAUCCACAACGAGAACGUGAACCUCACCUGCGAGAUCUGUGGCAAGGUGUUCAGUGCCCUGGCCUCGCUGCGCGGCCACUCGAAGCUCCACUCGGGGGUCAAGCUGCACAAGUGCGAUGUCUGCGGCAAGGGCUUUGGCCAGCGCUACAACCUGAAGAUCCAUGCCCGCACCCACACGGGCGACUUUCCCUUUGAGUGCAAAAUAUGCAAGAAGAAGCUCCACACACAAUCCUCGCUGCAAACGCACAUGCAGGUCCAUCUCAGGGACCAGCCGACGGCAGUAGCCACGCAGCAGGCAAAGGCCAGCAGUGCCAGUGCCAGUGCCAAUGCCAAUGCCAGUGCCAGUGCCAGCAGCCAGAACGGGGGGAGCAUCACCAAUAAUACCAAUACCACCACAACUAGCACCACCCAAACCCACACCGGCAGCAGCGGCAGCAACUCGAGCAACAGCAACAGUGCGACAACCGGUACGGCCACAACGAUUGUCAAACUGGAGCCGCCAAGCGAUCUGGAUAUGGCCAGCACCAGCAACAACAAUCAGCUGCAACAGCAGCACCACUCUCACCACCACCACAACCACCACCAACAACAACAGCAGCAGCAGCAGCAGCAGCAACAGCAACAACAGCAAAUGGAAUUGGACGACCAUUCUGGCCUCAGUGGGGACGAGGAUGUGAACUCUUCCUCGCAUAUUGUCAACUCAACCACCAAUCGCUUGACCACCGGUGAGGAUUCAUCCAAUGAGUCCUCGAAUGCCUCGCUACACAAUCAGCCGCACUCCUCCUCAUCCGCAGCCAGCAUCAGCUCCUCGCAUUCACCAUCUAUGCUGCAGCAGCAGCAGCAGCAGGUGCCGCCUACAGCAUCGUCGCAGUAUCUAAUGUCCACGUCCUCACGGACGAUUGUCAUCAAGAACUACAUGCAGCAGCAGCAGCAGCAGCAACAGCAACAUGCAGGCGCGGGGCAGGGGCAGCAUCAUCAACAGAACGGACCCGAUCAGGGGGCUGUACUCCAUACGCAGGUCAUCCAGAGCGGUGCAGGCACCAGCAGCAGCGGCAGCAGCAGCAGCAAUGGCAGCGGGAACGCCAUCGUUAGCAAUGGUACACAGCAAUUGAUACGCAAGACGCCCAUCAUUCAUCACUCAACGAGUGGCAGUGGCAGCGGCACGCUGAGCUCCGCUUUGGCCAGUGUGGUGCAGCAACAGCAUACAGGAGGUGCAGGAGUUGGUUCGCCCGCUCAAUCGCCACAGUCAUCGUCGUCAACGUCUGGCUCCUCCACCACUGUGCUGGUGUCCAAGGCCACGGGUGUACCCCUAUCGAUAGCAUCCUCGGCAGCGGCGGCGGCCGCCCUGGCCGGUUCCACUAUCAUACGGAGCACACGCAGUCAUCAUCAUAUACAGCAUCAGCAGCAACAGCAUAGCAACAGCCAGAGCCAGAGUCAGAGUCAACAGCAGCAGCAGCGUGGGUCAGGAGCUGGAACGCAGCAGCGCAAUAACCACCGAAACCACCACCGACGUCGUCAUCUCGCAGACAUGGAUGAUGACGACGAUGACGAUGAGGACGAAGAUGCAGCCACAGCAGCCGCUCAAUUGCAGUUGCAGCGCCAUGGUCAACAGUCGUCGAUGUCCGCCAGCCCCCACCACCACCAGCAUCAGCAGCACCAUCAUUCACAUCAUCAACAGCAUCAGCAGCAACAGCAGCAGCUCCAUCAUCAUCAUCAUCAUCAUCAUCAUCACAAUCAUCAUUUCGAUGAUGACGAUGACGAUGAGAAAUCAUCACCGUCCCUGGCAACGGCGGCCAUCAAGGUGGAACCGAAUCUCUACUCCUCCGGCUCCGGCGACAACUCCAACGAUAUGUUCAUCAAGGAGGAGGUGAUGUUCGAGGACUCGGCCGCCCCACAUUCACCACAAUCGCCGCCCAGCUCAAAGUUUCGCAUAUCGAACUUUGAUGGCGAUCUGGUCGAUCAUCAUGUCGAUUUGAAUCACUCGCUACCGCCGUAUGGGAACCUGUUUGAGCCGCAUUCGAUACCCGAUAGCAUACCCGUGCAACUCUAUCCGGAUGAUGAUGAUGACUUUCGGCUGGACCAUAGCUCGUUGGGUGGACUGCAUAAUACAUCGUCAUCGACCACAGAUGGGGACUUUAUCAAAAAGGAAUGGGUCUAUGGCACCGGCACCAGUUCCUAUGCCAUGAAUGGUAAAUUCGACGAUGACAGCGAUGCCCUAUGCGAUGCUGCAAAUUUCAUAUACAAUUGAGAGUGAGCGUCGUCGCAAUUGUCGGGCAGCCAGAGAGGAGCGACAGGAAUGGAAGGGUACAGGAUAUACCUGGACAUGCAUACGCACAUUUUGGCAAGACAAUUGUUUGGAUAUAUGUACAUCAUAUACGAUAGAUAUAUAUAUAUCUCUCUCUCUCUCUCUCUAUCCCUGGUCACCUCUUCUGUGGCACCGUUUAAACACAAUCAAUCACACACACACCACCCCCACACAAACAACAUAGAUAUACAUGCAUAGAUAUAUGUGUGUAUGUAUAUAUAUAUAUAUAUAUAUAUAUAUAUAUAUAUGCCACACACACCUCUAGAUAAUUUGCUAUUUCUGUGUUGCGCUCGUGAUGAUCUUAACGUGAUCUUAAGUCUAGAUAUGUGUAGAGUGUAGAAUUUUGAUAUACUCUCUCUCCCUCUCCCUCUCUCUCUCUCUUCCUCUGUUUUACCUUCUUUUCGCCGACGCCCCCCAAACACCCUCUAUCCUGUGUGUCGUCAUUUUUCCAAUCUCUGUCUCUGUCUGUCUACCUCUGUUGUAGUUUUUUGUGCAUAUUGCCCUCUCACUCUAAGUCGCUCACGAAAUAUAUAUCCGUCUCUCUCUUUCUAUCUCUGUCUGUCUCUGCUGUCACUGUCCCAUUCUCUGAUGUUUUGAGUAUAGAGUACUCCUUCCACGAAAAACCACUGCUCUUCUUCCUCAAUGAUGUGUAGUGUAAACGAGACCUGAUCCUCCCCCCAAACCCACCCACUCCUCGCCUCAGCCAAGAACAAAGUUACAAAACAAUAAUUUCUAUUAUUAAAAAGGGGUUUUUUUUUUUUGGAGAAAUCUCUCUAUAUACGGCUAGCGUCCAGCACACUGAUCCGCCAGAUAUAGUAAUAAUACUAUAUAGCAGUUAUAUAUAUCAUUUUGUAUACGAUUUAAUCUUAAGUUUAAUUAGUUUUUGCAUUUGAUCUCUCGCUUCCACUCAAUUUUGGUUUUAAUGUGUGCAACCCAAAACGAAAGAAAUGUAGUUCCUGUUUAAUGGCAAAGAAAGCUUGAGGAAAUCGUAUGAUUAUUUUACAUAUAAAACAUAUAGAUUAUAGGGUGGUGUGGCUUGUGCUGGCGGCCAGCUCUAUAUGGAAAGAUCUCUCCAUUCACUUUUUUGUGACUUCUAAAAAGAUUGUACAGUAUUUUGCUCAAAAAAAAAAAAAAGAAAGCAAAAUGAUCUAUCUCGUAUAUUUGUAAUGAAUGUGCACUUCUGAUUAACAAUUUUAUUUUUUUUAACUUACCUAAAGCGCAGUAUUUGUUGGUCCUUCUAUUCGAGAAUCCAUUGAAUUUUUUUAUUUUAAACCACAUACACACAUCCUAAUACAUAAGUAUUUAGUUUUUAUUGUAAUUAGAUAUUUUUGUUGUUGUUUAUAAUUUGGUUAAGAAUUCAAUGCUCGAUUUGUGCCGCUGCUUUGUGUAACAGCGCCGCUACCUUUAAAACUGUUCUAAUGUGCAAUCUCUCGCUUGCCCCCGUCUCUACUCCCCCCCGCAAACCCCCACCCCCCCUCUCAGACGAAACCUUAACUAGUUUCUAAGUUCUACGGAUUCACACAAACACACACACAUGUAUAUUCUUUAUGAUUUGCAUUAUAUAUGUAACUGUAAGCGUAAGGCCCCAACCAUUUGUGUUUUGUCUCAUAAACUGGAAGAGCAUGCUUUUAGCCCUAGCUUUACCCUAACAGACGACACUGCUUGUAAAAACAUAUAAAACACACACACACACACAUACCCUCCACAUAUACAUAGAUAGAUCUUUAGCGUUAACAACUUUAAUUUGCAUUUACACUCAUUUUUUUGUGUACUCGCUUGUAUUUCCUCCUCCUUCGUUUGCAGAGAGACAAACAAUUAAAAAUAAUUAAAAAACAAAAAAAAAAAAACGAAAAGCAAACAGAACGCAACAUAUAUAUAUGUAUAUGUAUAUAUAUGUUGGACGAUGUACAUGGGAUUGGAAGAUGAGGAUGCAAUAAGAGGAGUACAUUUAACAUAAACUUCUAUCAAAAGCAUUUAAUGUUAACAAAAAUAAAAACAAAAAUUCAUAAUAAAUCGAUAUAAAUUAAUUACAAAUAUAUAAAGUAUAUACAUAUAACAAACAAAUUAGCCAACAAUUUUAAAAUGUAGCUGAAGAAUUUAAUUUUGUUUGUUUUGGAAUUUGUGUUAGUUUUCGAGUAGACGAUACAAAUUUGUCCCCCACCUACCACGCCCACUUUAAUUUCGUGCAUUUUACGCUGUUGCUUUUUUGCGCAUCAUAUAAACAAAAAUGAUUAAUAUUGGUAAUUGUUGUUGCUUGCCAUUUUGUUUGUUACUAAAAGAAAUAUAUUAACAAGAUCAUUAAGUACACACACACACACAAAACACAUAGACAUGUACGUAUAGAGAAAAGCUCAAAGGAAAAGAAACAAAACAAAAACAAAUGCGCGCAAAAAAUAAUACGUUUUACAUUUUGAAACCUAACUUUAUGGAUUUGUCUUCCGCACGCACGUCGAAACAGGGGUUCGAGUCCGUUCGAAUGCUGUUCGAUUUAUGUACAAAUUGCCAAUCGUAAUCGGCGAUUGACGAUAUCAACCGAUAACCGCUAGACCUACCCCUAGACCUCCCCUACCCGUUUACAUUGCAUUCUUUGCUGGAAGAUUGCCAGCAAGAAAUCAGAAUGAGAGACAACAAAGAGUGUCGGGAAAACGCCUAAGAAAUGUGAGCACUGCCCCCAAGCCUUCGGCUAAGCCCCUCAUUUGCCGCCAGCAUUCUGAAAAGAAAAUUUAAGACCCAGAGAAGAAGAAGGAAAGAAAAAGUAGUAGUGAGUCCUCCCAGUAGCCCGGCCCCCUGCCCCCGCCCCCGACCCCGUAACAAAUCUCAGUUGAACUAAUGAAACAGAAGCAAUUUAAAAUUAAAACAAAACAAAAAAAAAAAGUUAUACAUUUUUGUACAUUUGAAAAAUGAAAUAGAGUUACAAAACAAAAGAAAAACUAUUUUAUAUACCAAACAACAAAAAGGAAAACGAUCGACAAACACCCAAACAAAUGAAACAGCAAACAAAUUUUGCACCACAACAACAAAAACAACAAGAAAACCGAAAGCAACAAAGAAAAAAACAAAAACAAAAAACAAAAAACAAAUGAUGUAACUUUUAACAUUUAAAAUCUCAACGACUGCGCACACAGCAACAAAACAAAUUUUUUGUAUUAUAUUGAAAAGAAAACGUGAAGGCAAGAAAACCUUACCUAAUCAUAAGAAAAACGAGAGAAACACGUACACUUAGGGGAAAAUUCAGAAGAGAAGAGGCGAUUGGAUAGAUGGAAAGCAAAUAAAGUGAAAUAUUUUUUUAAGUGUAAACCAGGCCCGUCACACGGCUUGGUCGCCAAAUUUUCUGCAAUAAAAAUAAACAAACAAAAAAACGAUAAGAAAAUAUACAAAAAAAAGAAAAUAUUGUAAACUUUAUAGGCAUAUACACACACACACACACACACACACACAUACACAGAGAAAAACUAACACACAUAGACAUACGUCACACUGAACUUAUUGUUAGGCUGCUGUUACACGACACAUUUUCCAGCGACAGAGACAGCGACAUGUCCUAGAUAAUCGUUGCCUUCCAUCCGCGAAGUAGAAAAGGAUUUUGAGAUGUUCCCGAAUGUGAGAAUGCAUGAUAGGGAAGCGUAUUCUGUGACUAAAAAUAAGCGACGGGAAAAUUCGGAAUUCAUCGGUGGUAGAGGUAUCGUUUAACAGCAGCUGUAGGGUAGGAAAGAGCAAGUAUGGAAGAGUUUGGGUAGAACUUAGGCCGGGAGUAGAGGAGAAAACAGACAGCUUCAACAGUCCAACAACACAAAACAGACGUAUAUAUAUAUUUGUAUACGUAUUCGCAGAACUUCCACAGAGAUCUGGCAAAAAUAUGAUAUAUGAUUAUUUUUCUUUGUGAAACAAAUUAUGUUUUCCGUAGGCAAAAAAUUGUUGGUUCUUAAACACACGUACACUUAGAUACGGGUAUAUAGAUGUAUAGUGAUGUAUGAAUAGAUAUGUCUAUAUAUUAGGACCCAAGACGGGGGAGGGUAGAAUAGGGCCAGGCCUGGGCCCAAAACAUAUUCGCCACCUCUCUUGAAGCGAUCCUGGUCCACACACACACACACACACACACACAAACACACAUACACAGAAAUACAUUAAAUGUCAUAGUUUUUGUUUUUUGUUGUUUUUUUUAACAUAAAUGUACCUAAAAAGCAAACAAAAGCAAAGAUAAAAAUAGUUAAAAAGAAUUGGGAAGACAAAUCAAGAAUAAUUCCAAUUAAAAAUGAUUUUUCGAUUCGAAAUGGAAUAGAAAUUUUUGGCAACUUUAUAUAGAUUGAAUAUAUAGCCGCAUAUAUUUAUUUAUAUAUUUCUAUGUGUCGUCCCCACCCCUUCCCCCGCCCCUGUGUGUAAUUUUGCAACUCAAAAUUCUUAGAAAACAAACAAAAACAAAUGAAAAACGAAAGCAAGAGAAUGUUAUAAUAGAAAAGAAUUAUUUUUAAUGGAGGAAAUGGAUUUGUUAGGCACAAAAUCAAGCAGAAGAGCCAAUUUUUUUCUUGAUUUACGAAUUUGUUAAAAAAAAAAAGAAAAAUUUGA
This is a messenger RNA of Drosophila miranda, 9941 nucleotides long. Its product is annotated as zinc finger protein 236. The record is from RefSeq and is a predicted model, not a curated record. NCBI's taxonomy places the organism in Eukaryota, Metazoa, Arthropoda, Insecta, Diptera, Drosophilidae. The transcript is spliced from 4 exons. The coding region runs from base 951 to 5321 and encodes 1456 amino acids.